AUGGAUGACCAAUUGGAAGAUGGAGAAAUAUUAGACGAUGAUGACCAUACUACGAUAGUUCAACCUACCACAUCAGAGUCAAAAGAAAGCGAAAUAGAUAGAAUUAUUGAGGAAACAAAGGCUAUUGACGAUAAAAGCUCUCCGAAUAAUAAACAUCACCAAAUAAGACAUGGAUCAGCAUUCUCUGCAAAGCUUGUAAUGGAAGACCCUGAUUUACGGGCUCUACGUUUAGCAGCUCUUGGAACUUUGGGAAAAACUGUUAAAGAUAAAAGCGAUAAGUUAAGUAUGCUCUCAUCAAGUUCUGUAGUAGAUUUUUCUCACUUAGUGGUUGGAAACAAGGUAUCUGAUAAAGAAGACCCUAGAUCUCGUGGCCGAGUUAGUGCUGAUAUGGUUUUGGGCGAAGAGAAUAAAGAAGUUGUUAGUCUAAGAAGAUCAAAUUCACCUAGUCCUAACAUAGAAGACAAUUAUGACAAUGUUGGAAUGGAUAUCGACAGUAACUGUAGUGAGCCUGACAUUAACAGCAUUAAUGGCGAAGAAGCUCGAAACACAUUAGUAGUCGAUGCUGGUCGGAACAACGGUAUAAUAUAUGAGGGGACAGAGGUAAGAGUUAAACCUCAUCCCAGACUUAGUAAUGGCUUCAGCCGUGACGAAUACAGGAUAAAGUAUGAAAGCUUAGAAAAAUUAGAUAAGAGGAUUCGUUCACGAGUCGACGAUAUUGAAGAGGCUCACGAAAGAAGAAACAAAAUAAUGAUGGAGUUAGAGAGCAUUUCAAAAUCACUCGAAGACUUCAAAAAUGACUAUAUCCAAGCUAUUAAGGAUAGGGAUGGUUUGAGGAAAGAACUAUCAGACUAUGAAGAACAGAAAAUUAAGCUUUUGCUGUUUGGAGAGAAUGAUUUGAAGCCUAAGGAAGAACCUAAAGUUAGCAUAGUUCCCACCCCUGAAGAGAAUGAGAGUGAACCAAUCGUUCCUCCGAAACUCGCUAAGUUGGAUACACAGAACGAAACUGUAACUAUCAAUAAUAUGAGCUCGUCCUCUGUUAACGACGAGGAAAGACUCAGAAAGAACUUAUUAGAAAAAUUGAAAUCUGUACAAGCUGCUAAGGAAAAAGAACGGAAAAGUCCUCCAGCAUUAGAAAAAAACGGAAUUCUAACUAACACCCGUUCUCCUGGAUCAUUUGAAAGUGCUGAUGAGGAGAACAGUAAUAACUCUUCAUUCGCAAGCGUGAGAGAUUCGGUGGAACCAAGUCUCACUCCCAAAGAGGUGAACUAUGGGAAUCACAGUUCGGUGUACCCACCAAGGUUCUUGAAUCAUCUCGGUCUGAACGAGAGGAACCCUUUAACUAUAACUUGUCCAUUUGAAAUGACUGGGAGAUGCAAAGAUUAUACGUGUACUUAG
Molecule: messenger RNA, 1395 nt
Organism: Auanema sp. JU1783
Lineage: Eukaryota; Metazoa; Nematoda; Chromadorea; Rhabditida; Rhabditidae
Source: the annotation of a GenBank genome assembly